Molecule: messenger RNA, 5371 nt
Organism: Polyodon spathula (Mississippi paddlefish)
Lineage: Eukaryota; Metazoa; Chordata; Actinopteri; Acipenseriformes; Polyodontidae
Product: integrin alpha-6-like
Exons: 26
Coding region: 143-3349 (1068 amino acids)
Biological process (GO): leukocyte migration; cell-matrix adhesion; integrin-mediated signaling pathway
Cellular component (GO): integrin complex; external side of plasma membrane
Molecular function (GO): integrin binding
Source: RefSeq, a predicted model, not a curated record
AGAGUGUCGUCAGUUAAAACCUACAGACCCGGGAGAACAACAGCACCAUUCAGUUACAGAAUUCAGGUCUUCGGGGUGGGGAAAAACAGCAAGUGAAGAGGCAGGGAGAAGAGUGGACAUUAAUACAGAUCUGAAUCGCGCAAUGGCUUUUUCUUCGAAGUGGCUUUUGCUUUAUUUAUCACUAGUCUGUUUCUUCAAGUGGACAGCUAUUUCAGCUUUUAACCUUGACACGGCAAGCGUUUUCAGGAAGAACGGAGAGCCCGGCAGCUUCUUUGGAUUUUCUCUCGCCAUGCACAGGCAACUAAAUCCCACUGAUCAAAGAAUAUUGCUUGUUGGAGCACCUAAAGCAAAAUCUUUAUCCAAUCAAAAGGCCAACAUAACUGGUGGUUUGUACAGCUGUCAACUUAACACACAACAAGAUGAUUGUAAGCGUGUCAUGUUUGACAAUGACGCUAACCCACUAGAAGAGAACAAGGAAAACCAGUGGAUGGGUGUGACAGUACAAAGUCAGGGACCAGGUGGAAAGAUUGUGACUUGUGCACAUCGGUACGAGAAGCGGCAGUUUGUAAAUACACCACAAGAAUCCAGAGACAUCAUUGGCCGCUGCUAUGUCCUGAGUGAAGACCUGACCAUUCAGGAUGAGAUGGACGGGGGCGGCUGGAAGUUCUGUGAUGGUCGAUUGCGGGGGCAUGAGAGGUUUGGCUCUUGUCAGCAGGGUCUAUCAGCAACUUUCACAAAGGACUAUCAUUAUAUUAUUUUUGGAGCACCAGGCACCUACAACUGGAAAGGGGUUGUGCGAGUAGAGCAAAAGAACAACACUCUUGUGGAUUUAGGAAUCUUGGAAGAUGGUCCCUAUGAAGUUGGGGAUGAGACCCGUUUUGAUGAAAACCUAGUGCCUGUGCCAGCUAACAGUUACCUAGGAUUUUCAUUGGACUCUGGGACAGGCAUCACUAAUAAAGAAAGCAUAACAUUUGUGUCUGGCGCACCAAGAGCCAAUCACAGUGGAGCAGUGGUGUUUCUGAAGAAAGAUGGGCAGUUCUCCAGAAGUCUUAGUCCAGAGUACAUUCUUGAAGGCGAGGGACUUGCUUCUUCUUUCGGAUAUGAUGUGGCUGUAGUUGACCUCAACAGUGAUGGAUGGAAAGAUAUUGUUGUUGGAGCGCCUCAGUUUUUUGUCCGUGAUGGAGAGAUCGGUGGAGCAGUUUAUGUCUACAUCAAUAACGCUGGAAAAUGGGAGGACGUCAAACCGACCCGUCUGAAUGGUACCAAAGACUCAAUGUUUGGACUAGCUGUUGAAAACAUUGGGGACAUUAAUCAGGAUGGAUUUGAAGAUAUUGCAGUUGGCGCACCUUAUGAUGGUGUAUCAGGAAAGGUGUUCAUUUACCAUGGAUCCAAAAGUGGAAUUAACACCAAGCCAGCACAGAUUCUUGAUGGCCAGGACUUUGGUAUUAAGUUUUUUGGAUACUCGUUGGCUGGGAAUAUGGAUCUUGAUGGGAAUUCUUAUCCUGAUAUUGCUGUUGGAUCACUAUCGGAUGCUCUGUUUGUUUUCAGGGCAAAGCCAGUCAUAAGCAUCAAGAAAACAAUUAAAACAACUCCUGCCAGAAUCGACCUUGAAAACAAAAAUUGCCUUGAUGGAAAAAGUAUUUGUAUGUCUGUUGAAGCAUGCUUUGAGUACACUGCCAACCCCAGUGACUACAGCCCUCGACUAACUAUUGCAUACACAUUUGAAGCUGAAUCUGAGAGGAAAAAAAUUAACCUGCCGUCAAGAGUAACAUUUUUAGAUAAUGCACCAGGAGACCCAGACUAUCAGCAUACAGGAUCUGUGGAUCUGAGGGGACAAAAUAAGGAAAAAUGUGUCAAAGCUGAACUUAAGCUGCAGGAUAACAUCAAAGACAAACUGCGUGCUAUUCCCAUAACAGUUGCUGUCGAAAUAAAACAGGCAAGACGCAAGAAAAGACAAGCUGGCAAACUCUUGCCUCUUGUCCCUGUCCUAAACUCUAAUGAUCCCAGCACUGCACGAUCAGAGGUAAACUUUCUGAAAGAAGGCUGUGGCUCCGAUAAUAUCUGUCAGAGCAAAUUGAAGCUAGAGUACAAGUUUUGUUCCAGAGAUGACAAUGACAACUUUACUCCACUAAAUCUGGAGGAUGGUUUGCCAGUGAUAUCUCUGAGUCAACAGAAAGACAUUGCCCUUGAAAUAACUGUGACCAAUGUGGCUGGGGAUGAUGCACAUGAAGCCAAACUCAUAGCGCUGUUCCCCGACACCCUAUCCUACUCUGCUUUCCGCCAUAGUUCAGACAAGCAGCUCAUAUGCAGUGCCAAUCAGAAUGGGUCUCGGGCUGACUGCGAACUGGGAAACCCCUUCAAGAGAGAUUCUAAAGUUACUUUCUACCUGAUCUUAAGUACAACUGGUGUUAAUCUUGAUACUACAGAUAUUGCAAUUGAUCUAAAACUUGACACGACAAGUGACCAGAAGGAUUUGGCUCCAGUCACAGCAAGGGCUCGAGUCGUUAUUGAACUUCUUCUAUCUGUGUCGGGUGUGGCUAAGCCUUCCCAGGUCUACUUUGGAGGUUCUGUGAAGGGAGAGGCUGCCAUGAAGAUGGAAGAUGAAGUUGGAAGUUUAGUUGAAUAUGAAUUCAGAGUUAUUAACUUGGGGAAACCACUGAAAUCGUUAGGUGCUGCCUAUCUAGACAUUCAGUGGCCAAAGGAGAUCAGCAAUGGCAAAUGGUUACUGUAUUUGAUGAAGAUCGAGACCAAGGGUCUGGAAAAAGUAGCCUGCACCCCUACAAAUGAAAUAAACCCAAGAAGAUUGCUGGAUUCUCUAAGUUCCUCAAGGAAAAAACGCGACACUGGAGGAAAGCAGACCGAAGAAAAAGUGUCCCUCUUAUCAGACAAAAGAAAAUACCUCACUCUGGAUUGUGGGAAGAAUGUUAACUGUGUGAACAUCAGGUGCCCCCUACAGGGAUUAGACAGCAAUGCGUUUGUGGUGUUGCGAUCAAGACUGUGGAACAGCACGCUCCUGGAGGAAUAUUCAAAACUGAACUAUCUUGAUAUUAUUGUUAAAGCAAGUAUCAACAUUAUUGGCUUGACGAAUAUGGUCCUUAAAAAUGCGGACACUCAGGUUCGAGUGACAGUCUUUCCAGAGAAAACUGUGGCGCAGUACACUGGAGUUCCCUGGUGGAUCAUACUUGUUGCGAUUCUUGCUGGGAUCCUGAUGUUGGCACUGCUGGUGUUUUUAUUGUGGAAGUGUGGUUUCUUCAAGAGAGCUAAGAAAGACCAUUAUGAUGCCGCUUAUCACAAGGCUGAGAUCCAUGUCCAGCCAUCUGACAAAGAAAGACUUACUACUGAUGCAUAGUGCUCAUCUUCUACAUACAUUGAUUUGUGUGGAUUUUUCAAACGGUCCAAAUAUGCUGACAGUGUUCCAAGUUACAAUGCUGUGCGAAUUCGAAAAGAGGAGCGUCAAUUUAAAGAUGGAAAAUCAAAAGAUAAAUAUGAGAAAAAGCAAUGGAAGACCACCUGGAAUGAAAACGAAAGCUAUUCUUGAAGCAACUUCCUGUUUGUUGGUUUUAAUAGUGCUGUGGGAAAUGUAAGCUUGAAUUGGGUCGCCUCUCUACUUUCACCACAGUGAGAACUGCAUUCCCUAGAACCAACGUUCUUUCCUUUGCACAGGGUGAAUAUGUAUUAAACUGUUGAAGUGCUAUUUCAGUACUUUCAAAUUGCCCUUGCUUUCCAGCUUGUUUAGAUGUUUUACAGGCCUUUUAAACUUUCUUUAUAAAAAAAACAGAACACAUGGCAGCCAUACUAGUCCCCAUCUCAGUACAGGGUUAUGGGAUCUUUGAAGUUAUACCUUUUGUAACCUACUUUUAACAAUUAUGUACAUUUCAAUCCAAGAUGUGGUCCUUUUUAAACUGCAAUAGCUGAGUAUGUCAUGUGGUGCUCCAGACUGAUCUCCCUUCUGUGUGUGGAUAUUCUCAGCUGUAGCGCCAGGCCAGAACCUUGCUUCGUUUUUUUUUUUUUUUUGUCUGUGUGUUAACUGUAAUGGUUUUUAACCUCUCUAUUCCCAUUGAUGCUUUACAGUUGUGUUUAUAUCUAUAUGCAUAUAUAGACUGGAACAUAAUUUUUAAUUUUUUUGUAUAUAUUUAAAUAUUUUUAGUACACACUGGUAUUUAUUUUGUCAAAACUGUUCUUUAGACAAACAUAGGCAAAAUAAUCCUGCUCUUGCAUUAAUCUCUGAACUGAACUGUCUUUGGAGAGAAGUUAAUCUCACACACACAUGCUGGGUUGGGAAACUAACAGCAAUGACGACUUGUCUUACAUUGUACAUUUGUAUAAUAUACAGUAGUUUGAACUAAUGUGUUUCUGUAUCAGCUUUUAUUUGAUGACUUCUAAAACUCAGCAGGAUUUUUGCAGUGAACUGUGCUAUGAAUAAUGUUUAUUUUUAUUUAUUUUUUGUCCCCCGGUUAGUUUUACAUACAGAACUUGAAACGGUACUUCUUGGAAACCCAGAGCCAGUUCACGCUAGAUUGAUAAUCCUGCUAGGCUGUCCACCUUAGUUCUCUGUGUCAUGGUGGUUUAAACUCCUGGUAACACAGUGCUCAGGAUUGACUUGCUGAGACCCACUGCAAUGAGCCUGGUGGUGUGAUAUUAAUGGAAUAGGAUGUGCCGAGUCUCGCUACAUGAUUUCUUUAUUUUUAAUUGCUUUGUAAGUAAUACAUUUACUUCAGCUUCUUGUGAUUUAAAAUAUAUAAUUUAAGAGACACUUGGGGAGUUUUACUGUACUUAUAAUUAAUUUGUUUGGUUUACACAGUGAUUUUAUGAUGUAUAGGGUCAUUUUUCACCAUCAGCUUUAACAUAAUACUGCAUGAAGCAAAAUCAUAAAUCUUUGUAUUAUGCUACACAAAAACAUGCAAUUUAACAAGGAAAGUGCUUUUAAGGUAAUCGUGGAGAUGCAUAGUUGAGAAUCCCCUUUGGACCCCCGUGUGACUGGCAAACGCAGAUUACUUUUGUUCCAUACCAAAUUGGUUAUGUACUGUUCAGGCUCCUGACCAGAUUCAUUUUUAGGAUUUAAGAGCAAAUACAAAGGGAAAGCAUCCUGGAAAAUAGUGACCACCUGUUCUGAACUAUUAUCUAGCUCAAGUACUGUGUCCCUGUCUGAUACACUGAAAUAUACAGUACAUAGAGGUUCAGCAUUGCCUCUGUUAAUAUGUUUUAAAAAAAAGAAAUACAAUUCACCUUUGUUGUGUAAAAAAAAAGUGUUUUUAAUGUUUAAUUAUCAAGUCUCAUCACUGGCUUGUUCAUAUUCUUACUCAAAUGCCUAGUAUUUGAAAGUUUUUACCUGUGGAUUUUUGAUAAAUAAUAAAAACCAAAAAAAACCCUA